Molecule: messenger RNA, 2015 nt
Organism: Juglans regia (Persian walnut)
Lineage: Eukaryota; Viridiplantae; Streptophyta; Magnoliopsida; Fagales; Juglandaceae
Product: protein ABSCISIC ACID-INSENSITIVE 5-like
Exons: 5
Coding region: 179-1513 (444 amino acids)
Biological process (GO): positive regulation of DNA-templated transcription
Cellular component (GO): nucleus
Molecular function (GO): DNA-binding transcription factor activity
Source: RefSeq, a predicted model, not a curated record
CUUCUCGUAUAUCCCACAAAAUACUCUCUUUCUACGUAACACUGACUAGAGCUCAAACUCCGAACGCAGACACCCACCUUGGCUUUCAGCUAAAUCUUCUUUUGUGCCUCCAAAGCGCAGGUGCAUGUAGUUAAUCUCCAUCUUCAGCGGCAACAUCUUUUCUGCGUGCGUGACAAAGAUGGUGAUCACAGAGUCCGAAAUGAUCUCCCAAGGCGACGUCGAGUCGUCGUUACCGGCCUAUCAACAACCCAAGAACAACCCCUUCUCAUCGCUCGGAAGACAAUCCUCCAUCUACUCCCUCACUCUCGACGAGUUCCAGCACACGCUCUGCGAGAGCGGCAAGAAUUUUGGGUCUAUGAACAUGGACGAGUUCCUUGCCAGCAUUUGGACCGCGGAAGAGAACCAAGCCGUCAACUCCACCGCCACAACCGCUACCACCACCAACAAUGCCGUCAAUAGUAUGAGCAGCCAUGCCCAGUUGUCUCUGAUCGAUGCGCAUACUGAGAAGGGAAUAUCAAAGCAGCCAAGCUUGCCACAACAAGGUUCGCUCACCCUUCCCGCACCGCUUUGUAGGAAAACAGUGGAAGAAGUUUGGUCUGAAAUCCACAAAGGGCAGCAAGGAACGCAUCAGAAUAAUAACAGCAGCAACGAUAAUGGUGAUAACGUUCAUAAUCCCGAGUCCGCGCCGCGCCAGCCCACUUUCGGAGAGAUGACCUUGGAGGAUUUUCUGGUGAAGGCAGGGGUAGUAAGGGAACCAUCAUGUGCAUUGCCUGUCUCUCAAUCACAGCCGCUGCAGCAGUACGGGGUGUACCAAAAUAACAAUCCCACAGAGGCUCCCAGUUUUGUAAAUAGGCCCAUAGCUGGACUCGGUGGUGCUGCUGGUUGUGUUAGUGCCGGAGGUGGUGCUGGUGGUGUAAGUGCUGGUGCUAGUGUUCCUACUUACCAAACAAUGCCACUGGGCGGCGGGGCUAUUGGAGAAUCGUCAGGGGAUGCUGGAAAUGGCAAGAGGAGUGGUGGGUACCCGCCGCCGCCUCAGCCGCCACCGGUUUAUUAUGGUGGGAGAGGAGUGAAUGGUGGCGGCGGAUACGGUGCACCGUCGGCUAUGGUAGUGGCGCCGGUGAGUCCGGUUUCUUCUGAUGGGUUGUGCAAAGCUCCGGUCGAUAACUCGGGGAAUCAAUUUGGAUUGGACAUGGGAGGGUUAAGGGGAAGGAAGAGGAUUAUAGAUGCAGGUCCGGUGGAAAAGGUGGCGGAGAGGAGACAGAGAAGGAUGAUCAAGAAUAGGGAGUCGGCGGCGAGGUCGAGAGCUAGGAAACAGGCAUACACAGUUGAGUUAGAAGCAGAAUUGAACCAGUUAAGAGAAGAGAACGCCCACCUUAAACAGGCUCUGGUAGAUAUUGACUGGAAAAGAAAGCAACAGUACUGUGAAGAAAUGAAAACCAAAGUUCAAACCAAGGCUCAAAAGGAUAAAGAGAGACUGAGGGUGUUGAGGAGGAAUCUAAGUUGCCCAUUGUGAAGUGCUACAUGAGAUCGACCAAUUAAUGUGUAUCAUGAAGAACGAAACCAGCAAAGGUCAGACCCAAAAAAGAGAAGCUAAACUGAUGCAUGAAGAGGUCGGUAAUGAUAAGAAAUUCGAUUAAUGUCCCAUUGCGAAGAAACCAGAUUGAUCAUAACUGCAUGAAAGUGCAGUGCAUGACAUUGGAUUAGCUUAUGAUUGAGACUCUAUAUAUGAAUGAUCACUAGCUAUAUAUAUAUAUAUAUAUGUAUGUAUGUAUCAAAAGCUAGAUAGCUGCACUUGGUCAUGCAUGCUAAAGUCCUUAUAGCUAGCAGACAAUGAGAGUGUCUGCAUGGCUUUUAUAGCUCUUGCUACCUUAACUAUACCGCUAGCUAGGCGCUGCUCUUGUUUUUAUGUCCAGGAUUGAUGGUAGAGAUCUGUAAAUGUUGACCUGCUUGGGUAUUUCUAUAAGUAUCCGUGAAUAUAUAUUAUUAUUAUAAGCAACCUGUAGAAUUGAUGAUCA